AUGCUUUCAGCCCAGUUCAGUCCUGCUAAGACAUAUGAAGAGUGGUGGGCAUACAAAGAGGCUGUCCAAGGGAGUUUUGUACCAGGUCCUGCAUUUUGGGGUCUGGUGAACUCUGCUUGGAAUUUGUGUACAAUUGGCAAACGACAAUCACCGAUUAACAUUAAUACCAGUCAAAUAAUCUUUGAUCCCUUUCUACCACCACUCAGACUAAGCAUGAAUGGAAAACAGGUCAGUGGGACAAUGCAUAAUACAGGGCGCCAUGUCUCAUUUCGUCUGGACAGUCAGCAUCCAGUUAAUAUUUCUGGUGGUCCCCUUUUAUAUACUCAUCGUCUUGAAGAGGUGAUGUUACACUUUGGUAGUGAAAAUGGAAUUGGCUCAGAACAUCUCAUGAACAAGGAGUCCACAGCUGGUGAGGUUCAGCUGAUUCAUUAUAACCAGGAGUUAUACAGUAAUGUCAGCGAAGCAUCACGGAACCCUAAUGGCCUGGCUAUAAUAUCUUUAUUCAUUAAUGUGGCGGAUAACUCCAAUCCAUUUCUCAACAGGAUGUUGAACAGAGAAACCAUCACAAGGAUAUCUUUUAGAAAUGAUGCCAAUUUUAUACAGGAUCUCAGCAUAGAAGAUUUGUUUCCAGAGACAUUUGGAUUUUUGACAUAUCAGGGUUCUAUGACUAUACCACCAUGCUAUGAGACUGUCACAUGGAUUAUUAUUGAUAGACCAAUAAACAUCACUUCAAUGCAGAUGCACUCUUUACGCUUACUGAGCCAGAACCAACCAUCUCAGAUUUUUCAAAGCAUGAGUGAUAAUUUCCGUCCAGUACAGCCUCUCUUCCAUCGUGGACUGAGAGGAAACAUUGAUUUCCGCAAACCAGGAAGGAAAUGCAAAGGAGCGAACUACAAACUUUACAUUGACAGGCCAACGUCUUCCUCAAACUCAACUUGAGAGAUUCCAGCCAUUAACCAGCAAAUAUCGAAAUCAACGAUUAUAAUGAAAAUUGUAAACAGAAAAACAAACUUAGUGUCUAUUUUUGUUUAUUUGUUCAGUAGAACAAAUCUGAAAAUUAUUAUUUUUUAUUUCAUAUCAAUGCCAAGUGAUAACAUCAUGGAGAGUAAACGUAACAAGCAGAUCUACCAAUUGUUAUCAACUUCAAAAAGUAUUUAAUUUAUUACAUGUUAAAUGGGCAACAGCUGAUUGAAUUGCAAGCAUUAAACAAAUUACUGACAAUACAAAUUAAAACUAUAAUAAAAUCUACUUUUCUUGGGCUAUUACGUUAACAUGAUUCUGUAUUAAAAUAAAUGUCUUCUUUCGUUAUGGUUGUCAGUAUUUCACAUCA
Pelobates fuscus (common spadefoot toad) is the source of this 1330-nucleotide messenger RNA. RefSeq names its product carbonic anhydrase-related protein 10-like. Gene Ontology annotation, cellular component: basolateral plasma membrane. The record is from RefSeq and is a predicted model, not a curated record. Bases 1 to 939 code for a protein of 312 amino acids. The transcript is spliced from 8 exons. Gene Ontology annotation, molecular function: carbonate dehydratase activity; zinc ion binding. Lineage: Eukaryota; Metazoa; Chordata; Amphibia; Anura; Pelobatidae.